CCGUCGUGCUAUCGAUCGACGCAAGCAGUCGGCGCUCGCCCUCCGUUCGCGGUACACGUUCUGUGGCCUCGGUCAACGCAUAACCUAUCCCGAGCGCAGUUUCACAUCACACCUCCCGCACUCGUUGUGUCGCGGCCCGGCCGCCUUCAUUACACUCUAAGUGAGCAGCGCAGUAAGACAAGAUGGCAGCGUUCGUGGCCAAGCAGAUGGUGGGCAACAAACUGAGCGCCGUUAAAGGCGCGGUGGGCGGUGACGGUGACGACAGCGAUGACAAGGAAAAGGAAGAAGAAGCAGAACGCGAACGGCAAGAGGCGAUCCGCGAGGCCGAGGAGCGGCGCAAGGAGAAGCACCGCAAGAUGGAGGAGGAGCGCGAGAAGAUGCGCCAGGAGAUAAGGGACAAGUACAAAAUCCCGAAGAAAGAAGAGGUGGUGGAACAGCAGCAGGCCGAGCCGGACAACCCGCUCAUGAGGAAGAAGAAGACCCCUGAAGAGCUGGCCGCCGAGGCAGAGCUUGAAGAUCAGGACGAAUUCACCAAACUGAAAAACACCAUCGAAACGCAAGUGAAUGAACUGAAGUCGCAGAUCGAGAGUAAGUGCGUGAUGCAGUGAGCGAGCGAGCGAGCGGUGCCGGCUCCCGCGCCCUCUCGCGCCCUCCCGCGCCCCUUAUUUACAUAUAAUUAUAAUCUGAAUACAUGAUGUAGCUGUGCUAAGGUCAUCGUUAUGACUCACCAGUCACCGGCCCCGACACAACCCCGUACCCAAACAGGAACGUUUCGUUCGGAAACAACAGGUCGCGCUCAAAGUUAAGUAGGAGAGACUCGAAUUCUAAAUUUUUUCGGAACGUAGUUGGCUAGUGGCGCGUUGGUGCUUGAUAAUGAGCAAUAAUAUUUUUAUACAUUCAUUAAAAUAAAAUGUGGAGCGACCCUCGACACAGCACGUUUGAGAACGUACGGUCAAAAAGUCAUCGGAACACAGCGCGGGACCUCGACACUCGAGUCGAACGCAAACAGUUUCGGAACACACGCGGACGUUAGGUUUUUAUAUGUUGACGCUUGUGAUAUAUUGUUAUUUAAGUGUAAAGAGAAAUAUUAUAACAUGAAACGGAACGGUGUUAAUCGAGGGAUAUGUAUAAAUAGUAUAGCACGCGUGUAGUACUGAGCUCCUCUUCGCCUGUCUAUUCGUUACAUUGAAUAACAAUGUAUUCGCUGUGAUUAUUUGUAUUCAUCCAAAUUCCGAGGCUCGGCGGGCUCGCUCCGCCGCGUCGGCUCGACUUUUGCCUUUAAAUCUUUUGCAUGCGUGCUUCAGCAGUGUUGAAUCGUUUGUACGGUGUACAUUACGAACCUAGCCUUAAAAUCCACAUCGAAACUAACGUAGGUUUACUAUUGUGCGCGUAAUCUGCGCGAGUGUGCGCGUGCCGUGGCACCGCGGUCGCGCCUCGUCCGUGUCUCGCCCGCGUCGCGCCCGCGUCGCGCCCGCGUCGCGCCUGCGUCGCGCCCGCACUGCGCCCCGCCGCGCCUCUCCCGCAGAUUUCCAAUCGUUGUCCAUAUAAUUUCUUGCAUGUGUAAUGAAUAAGAAGUUUGUUCGUUUAGUAAUAAAAAUUGUAAGUGUGUAGAUAAAUAUAAUAAAGAUUUACAAUUUUUGCCGUUGGUUUUACAGUUGUACCGUGUUAGUGGUAGACGCAAUUUGUUUCUAAUGUCUAAACGUUUAUCGGUGUUUACGCUUAGAUAUAAAGUUAACACGUUUGUGAGCAAAUUUUUCGAGCGAUUAACGCCAUCUAGCGGCGGUGGGAACUAAACUUAAGAAUGUAAUCGUUUCGAUACUUGAUGGGACCUCGAACGGAUCCGAUUUGAAAAUCUUUGAGACCAAUAUUUUGCGACUGGAGCCAUAGAUCUUACAACAGAUACUCGUAUAUAACAUCUUUCUCGUUCCAAUAAUUUUGAUGGAAUAAUACAUAGUAAUGCGCAUAAAAUGAAUCUUUACAUGUACCUAAUCUAUAUCUAUGAAAUAUGAGUUGUUCCAUCACUUUGGAACUGCAUAAACAUAACUGAUGACUCCAGUCAAUAAAUAUUACAAACAGCAAGUCCUAAUCGUCUCUUAGUUCGUUACUACACUAAAAGAACAAAUAACAUCGGUGUAAGACUCAUCGUUGAGUCUAUCGAAGAUCACACCAGGGGAUCAGCGACAGAAUAGCGGUGUGAAAUAAUAGAAAGUAACUGUUCGAAAAAUUAUGUCCACAAUAAAGCUGCAAAUGCAAAAGAUUUGUCAUCGUCAAAAGCUGUGAUAUAUGAAUAUAAUAAACUUAUUCAGCGCUGCAAGCGGAAGUGCCGCUGGCGCCAUCUUUCCUUAUUAGCUUCCUAACUUUACAAUCUUCAAUCUUAACAUUUCUCUACUUGAACACUCAGCACAUCAUGUAUUUUAUUAGUUUAUGAUUGUUUACGAGCUCGCUUGAUUUAUUUCGAUGCGGUCAAUUACCUAGCUGAAAUCCAAGCAGAUAUUCUAUAUACGUGUAAAUAAAAAACAAAUAAUUUCUGAUUGUUUACGACAAAACGCUAUUUUUCUGAUCAUAUUCUAUAUUUUGUCUCACUGUGCACAUAUUAAGAUAUUUUCAUAGCUUGUUUAGGGUUUGGUUUGAGCACGCAUAGUAUCCAUCAGGACGUCGUUGGCGUCCGUCCGUCGUUUCUAUUCACCAUCUUUAUAAGUAAUUCACAGUGUAAUUGUGAUUAGUAUAGGUCUAACAUAUAACAAUAAUAAUAGAUCUAUGUACUUGCAUGGCAUUUCUAGCUAACGGUUGUUCGUAGUUACUCUGGGUAAACAAUAAUAGAGUGUAAGGUUUCUGAAUAUGCGUAUGAUUUCACACGACCAACUUUACAUCGUUCAGUACACUUUCCUUCAAUGUACUUCAUGUCUAUGUACGGAGGUUCACUCAUUCAACUAAGUAUGCUUUUAUUGUGCUAAAUAAACGGCCAAAUUAAAGUUAAUCAUCGCCGCGUCCCAUCUUUUCGAAAAUCAGAAUAUAAGUAACACUAACAGUUCAAUCAUAGGCUUACGGUCGUUGGUCAAAGUUUUGCUGUGUUGCCAGCCGAAAAAAUAUAUCUUGAUUCGGUAAUUUUCUAAGAAUGUAGUAUCUCAGUAGCAAGUUUACAGUUAUAAAUUGUUACUUAUUUAUAUCUGUCUAUAUUAUUAUAAAUAACUAAUCUAACUAAGUCUCUAUUAUAUUAUUACAUAAGACUACAUUCUUAUUAUAAAAAUAAAACCUGGCGCAUUAAUUCAUAUACACACCAUAAUUCUAAACACAUUUUCAUAACAAUAAAAGCACUGUUAUAACUAUCAGCACACGAUCCAAUGAGUGAAUCUCCAAAUUCUAUACUUGUAUCUGCAAAUACUUAGCGACUUCUAUAUAAUAGGCUAUGCUUAACUUUUAUCUAAUUAUCUUCUCUUAACAGUAGUUGUUAGCCCUUUCCCUUCGUUGUUGACUCAUGUAGUUUAGUGUAUUAGAAUUAUUUUGAUAGCGUGAUCGACGUCAUUAUAAUGUCACUAAUUUAAACGUAACAGUGUUAUGCAUGAGUGUGACAGCUCUUGGUGUGUCGUGUCGUUAUCUCGACUGCUCCACGGUGCUUCGGGGCGUGACUGUAUGCUUUCGAUGUUCUAUAGAUGUAUUCGUGUGCUUCGACGCUCGAUUGAAAGGAAUUUGGGUGAUAUCAAAUUGUUGUUUAGUUUAAAUAUAAUGUCUCACAGCCCACUCGUCUUUCAUACGUGUAAGUACAUCCUCGUGUGUAAUUCUUUAUAUAUAGUGAAUUUACAAAGAGGUUUAUACAAGGUAGUUGUUAGCGUAGAGUAAUCGGUGUGAAAGAAAAAUUAUUUUUCAAAUUUAUAAAAAAAAAUAAAUGUAUUUUUUCCGUAGCAAUACAUUUAAGACGACCAAUUUUAGAUUUGUCCCAUUAUAACAAUUUAAUAGUUUGCAUUUGUAUGAAUCUUAUGACUUGACACCCAGGGUAAUAUACGCUAUAGUUUGUUUAAGUUAGAAUGACUUUUUGGCCUACGAAGCCUAGACUUUCGGAAGUUACUACAUUCUUUCUCUUGAUGUACCAAAUUUCCCCGAACUGUUGUUCUUUCUUUAGUCGAGUUGUGGAGAUGUAGGAUUAACGUCGUGGCGUAUUCACGAGCGGCGCGGUCGUGGAAGCGGAUUAUGACUAUUUAUUCCUAUCCAUCUAUCUCUCUUAAUCUCAUAUAGCAUUUAAUAUCUUAUUUUAAUAAUAUUUCAUAAAAUGUAUCUAAUAAUCGUAUACAUUUAAUGUUGUAUCUGAUAUAUUAUAUAAAUAUUUAAUAUUAGAAUCAAAAUAACAAAUACUUAUAAGGCACGAUGGCUGUACGAAUUACAAAUACAACGGCUAAUUACACCUCAUCAUACUAUCCUAUUUCCGUGUCAUAAAAAUUAUAAUACACUUCCCUCUUUUAUUCCUAAAUAAAUAAUAUUUUUUCUUAUUAAUGAAUAUUUUAGAUAUAAAAUAUAUCCGCUCCCAACACCGCUUCCGCGCGUUAAUAUGUCUCAACGCCUAACUUGUUAAACUUUUUGGAUAUACUAGCAUAUAAUAGUUGCACUAGAAUUAGAAGUUAUGUAUGUUGUCGACUUAGUGAUACAUUUGUAAAUGACUAAACUACUGUUGUAGACUUAAAUUCGUGUUAAAAUUAUAAAGUUUGACUUAAUGCACUUUGGUUUUAAGAAGGAAGAGGAUUGUUUCGACGUUGUGUUGUUUAUUUGCCAGUUAAGGUGAAAUUGUUGCCAAUGUAUUAAAUUUUAAACCUUUAAAGGUGUGUUAAAUGAUUACUGCAUAAAUUAAAAUAUAACAAUAGCAAUAUUAAUGCUUAAAAGUAACUUAAAAAAGUUUAAAAUAUUGACUGAAAUGUUGCCAUCAUACAAAUUUACAAAUGUGUCACUUUGAAAUACGGUGAGAAGGAAAAUAAGAACUGAAAGUAUUAUUACCUGAAAUUUACCUGUUUAGUGAUUUUGGGUAUUGUAUUAAAUAUAGUAUACCAUAUUAUAGACCCAAAUUUACGGAAAA
Molecule: messenger RNA, 5059 nt
Organism: Manduca sexta (tobacco hornworm)
Lineage: Eukaryota; Metazoa; Arthropoda; Insecta; Lepidoptera; Sphingidae
Gene: cpx
Product: complexin
Exons: 6
Coding region: 183-608 (141 amino acids)
Biological process (GO): neurotransmitter transport; synaptic vesicle exocytosis; regulation of neurotransmitter secretion
Cellular component (GO): SNARE complex; terminal bouton
Molecular function (GO): syntaxin binding
Source: RefSeq, a predicted model, not a curated record